UAAAACCCCUCCUCCUUUUAUCUAAUGGAUGCACACAUACCACCAAGCUGUUAUUGACAGGAGGGCCUAAUACAAGACAAGAAGGAGCAAGAUAAGCCUCUAAUGGAACUAGACACACUGGGACUCCAUAAAGAAAUAAUCAAAGACUGAGCCCUAACUCUCACCUCACCGUAUCAACGCGAUUUCCUCCCUCACUGUUCUUCACUACCCACUCUCUGCUGUAUGUCUCAUAGCUCUACCACUAACGGGGUAACCACUGCCUCAUCAUCAAACAUUCAAGAUACUCCAUCAUCAUCAGCUGAUACCCAGAGAGUCCAGAGAAGGAAAAGGAGACGUCGUCGCGAGAGCAGUGUGACCACACCUCCACCCAGCAAGCAACAGAAAAUCAAUUUCCCCUUGUCCUCUAACAAUCAUCACCAACACAAUAACCAUCACAAGACUAGCAUAACAACUGAAGAGGUACAUGAUAUGGACUCUAGGGCAUCUCCCAAUCGCUCCGUGAGUGCUCCUGUUGAGUCCAACCACAAGAUAUCGCUACACGGUCAUGCGACCCGAGGUGGUGGGGGCGUGGCCAAUGGAAUGAAAAAGUCGGGCACUCCGAAAAAGAUUGUCAUAAAAAAUCUUAAAGCUCGAGCUGAUGUUCAGCCUAUGGAAUAUUGCAAGGAAGCUUGGUCCAAAUUAAAGAAGGCCAUUGAAGCUAUUCACUCCAGCCAGCCGAUAUGCUAUAGCCUGGAGGAACUGUAUUUAGCAGUGGAAAACUCCUGCUCUCACGGGCUAGCCCCUGAACUGUACGGGAAUCUUAAGACAGAGUGUCAGGAACACAUGUCUGUACAUUUACCGGAAUUUAAUCAGGAUAAUGUUGAUGAAGGCUCGUAUAUGAUUAUUAUUGACAGAGUCUGGGUCUCAUUCUGUCGUCAAAUGAUAAUGAUACGGAGUAUAUUUUUAUAUCUUGACAGAACUUUUGCUGUUCCUCAUCAAACUCUUCCUGCUAUCUGGGAGAUGGCUCUUGAACAGUUUGGUGAUGUUGUUAGCCAGCCAAAGAUCAGGGACCGUAUCCUUAGAGGCAUACUGGCAGCCAUUCACAGAGAAAGAUGUGGGGAGAGUGCUGAUCGCACCCUAUUGAAAAGUUUAUUAAGAAUGUUUGUUGAUUUACAGCUUUAUCAAGGUGUCUUUGAGUUGGAAUUCCUAAAGGAGACAGAGAAACUUUAUUAUAACGAGUCACUUAGAAUGAUGCGAGAUUCUGAGUUCACUUUACCUGAUUAUUUGAGUCAUAUUGAUAAACGUCUCUCUCAAGAGAAUGACAGGCUCAUUCAGUAUCUUCAUAAAACAACAAAGAAGCCAUUAAUCCUGUGUGUUGAAAAGCAAUUGGUCGGAGAACACUUGCAAGAAAUUUUAGACAAAGGAUUUGAGAGCUUGCUUGAAGCCAACAGAUAUCAUGAGCUUAUCCUUCUCUAUCAGUUCUUUGGACGAUUCAAGGAUGGAAUACCAUUGCUUCAUAUAGCAUUUGGAGGAUAUAUUAAGAAAUCAGGGAUUGCUAUAGUAAGCGAUCAGGAGAGAGAUAAGCAAAUGGUGCAGGAACUGUUGGAGCUAAAAGACAAAGUUGAGAAAAUCAUUCAAGAAUCGUUUCAGAAUGAAAAUAAAUUCCAUCAAGUUGUUAGAGACUCUUUUGAGAACGUCAUCAACAGGAGGCAGAAUAAACCAGCUGAACUUGUGGCAAAGUAUGUUGAUACACAACUGAGAUCUGGUAAUAAGGAAUGGUCUGAUGAGGAGCUUGAUAGAUUAUUAGACAGAGUGAUGGUUCUCUUCAGAUACAUACACGGGAAAGAUGUUUUUGAAGCAUUUUAUAAGAAGGAUUUGGCAAAGCGUCUUCUAUUAGGAAAGAGUGCAUCCUUUGAUGCAGAGAAAUCUAUGCUCUUGAAACUAAAACAAGAGUGUGGACCCAAUUUCACAAGUAAACUUGAAGGAAUGUUUAAAGACAUUGAGUUAUCGAGAGAAAUGAUGUCAAGCUUUAAACAACAUAUAUCAACUACCAAGAGAGUCUCUGGAUCUAUUGAUUUAUCUGUUAAUGUCUUAACUAUGGGAUACUGGCCUACAUACACACCAAUGGAAGUUCUACUACCACCAGAAAUGGGUUUUUAUCUUGAUGUAUUUAAAGAUUUCUAUGUACGCAAGCACAGUGGAAGGAAGCUCCAAUGGCAGCACUCGUUAGCUAAUUGUGUACUAAGAGUCUCCUUUGAUCAGGCUGAUAAAGAAUUGCAAGUGUCUUUAUUUCAAGGGCUAGUCCUUCUCUUGUAUAAUGACACUGACCAGCUAACAUAUUCUUACAUUAGUCAAGCAACAGGAAUAAUUGAAGAAGAACUUAAAAGAACUCUACAGUCAUUAGCUCUUAAUAAAGUAUCAAGAAUUUUAUUGAAGCAGCCAAAGAGUUUUGAAGUAAAUGAUACAGAUGUCUUUACAUUUAAUCGAUCAUUCAAGCACAAGCUAUUCCGUAUUAAAAUUAAUCAAAUUCAAAUGAAAGAAACUCAAUCUGAAAACAUAGCAACCAGCGAGAGGGUUUUUCAAGAUAGACAGUACCAGGUAAAGGCACUUGUACAUGCCUCAGAUCUAAAGAAGAGGAUAGAGAGUCUAAUAGAACGUGAUUACAUAAGAAGGAAUGAAGAGAAUACUGGUAUAUACGAGUAUAUUGCUUAAUAUAAUGAUUGUAUGUAUGUAUGUAUGUAUUUGUGUUAGCAUAUAUAUCUCUCUAUUUUCUCUCUCAUUAACUUAAUAUCAUCUGUGAACUUUAUCUCCUCUCCAGUAUUAUUCUUCUUCUUAUUAUCAUUAUUGUGUA
Messenger RNA from Amphimedon queenslandica, 2830 nucleotides. Its product is annotated as cullin-4A-like. Gene Ontology annotation, biological process: ubiquitin-dependent protein catabolic process. NCBI's taxonomy places the organism in Eukaryota, Metazoa, Porifera, Demospongiae, Haplosclerida, Niphatidae. Gene Ontology annotation, molecular function: ubiquitin protein ligase binding. The coding region runs from base 223 to 2691 and encodes 822 amino acids. The transcript is spliced from 23 exons. The record is from RefSeq and is a predicted model, not a curated record. Gene Ontology annotation, cellular component: cullin-RING ubiquitin ligase complex.